Messenger RNA from Sparassis crispa, 1029 nucleotides. Its product is annotated as DNA repair protein. Gene Ontology annotation, biological process: mitotic recombination-dependent replication fork processing; mitotic recombination; DNA strand invasion. The transcript has 5 exons. Gene Ontology annotation, cellular component: condensed nuclear chromosome. Lineage: Eukaryota; Fungi; Basidiomycota; Agaricomycetes; Polyporales; Sparassidaceae. The coding region runs from base 1 to 1029 and encodes 342 amino acids. Gene Ontology annotation, molecular function: ATP-dependent DNA damage sensor activity; DNA strand exchange activity; double-stranded DNA binding. The record is from RefSeq and is a predicted model, not a curated record.
AUGGCAUCACACUCUCAGGCCUCGCAGAACCAAGAAGAAGAAGAGGAUGUCCAGGUCUCGGGUCCCCUCCUCGUGCAGAAGCUCCAGGAGUCCGGCAUCACCGCUCAGGACGUCAAGAAACUCGCAGAAUCUGGACUCCACACAGUAGAAGCUGUUGCAUAUACGCCAAAGAAAGCUCUCAUGCAGAUUAAGGGUAUAUCCGAACAGAAAGCAGACAAGAUAAUUGCAGAGGCCCACAAGAUUAUACCGCUUGGAUUCCAAAGCGCUACAGAAGUCCAUGCGCGUCGCUCUGAGCUCGUACACAUCACCACUGGAUCCAAGAAUCUUGAUGCACUUCUUGGGGGCGGCGUCGAAACUGGCUCCAUCACCGAGCUCUUUGGCGAGUUCCGAACCGGAAAGUCGCAGAUAUGCCAUACUCUCGCGGUGACGUGCCAGUUACCUGUAGAUAUGGGUGGCGGAGAGGGAAAGUGCCUUUAUAUCGACACAGAGGGUACCUUCCGCCCGGUGCGGUUACUCGCGGUUGCGGAGAGGUUGGGGUUGAAUGGGGAGGAAGUCCUGGACAACGUCGCGUACGCGAGGGCAUACAACGCGGAUCAUCAGUACCAGCUCCUCGCGUCGGCAAGUGCACUCAUGUCAGAAUCGAGAUUUUGCCUGUUGGUCGUGGAUUCGUGCACAGCUCUCUACCGAUCGGACUUUAGCGGGCGCGGUGAACUUUCAGCGCGUCAGACACACCUGGGAAAGUUCCUACGCACCUUGCAACGGCUAGCCGAUGAGUUUGGCAUUGCCGUUGUCAUGACCAACCAGGUGAUGUCGAACCCGGAUGCAUCGGCUGGCCCGUACAUGGCGAACGAGAAGAAACCGAUCGGAGGAAACAUCUUAGCUCAUGCAUCCACUACCCGCAUACAAUUGAAGAAGGGCCGUGGUGCUAACCGCCAGGCCAAAAUAUAUGACUCGCCGUGCCUACCGGAGUCCGAGACUCAAUUUGCUAUCCUCCAGAGCGGUAUCGGAGACCCAGAGGAAGACGCAUGA